AUGGAUGCUGUCGAACUCAAAAACCAAGGCAACAAAGCCUUUCAGUCAGGAGACUACCCUAGCGCAGUCGACCUUUAUACUCAGGCUAUCGAAAAGAACGACAAGGAGCCUACUUUCUUCACCAACCGAGCCCAGGCAUACAUCAAAACUGAAGCUUAUGGAUAUGCCGUCGCUGAUGCCACAAAAGCUAUUGAGCUUAACCCAAAGCUUGUCAAGGCGUUUUACCGACGAGGUCUAGCUAAGACUGCGAUCCUACGACCCAAGGAGGCUAUCGAUGAUUUCAAGACGUGUGUUACUCUCGAUCCCAACAACAAAGAUGCCAGGCUCAAGUUGGAAGAGUGCAAGAAGAUUGUCAGGCAGCUGGCUUUCUUUGCUGCUAUCGAGGUUGGUGAUGAGCCUUCAGCAGCCGAGGGUCUCGAUCUGGACUCGAUGGUUGUUGAGCCGGGAUACGAUGGCGUGCGACUAGGCGAGGAGAUGACACAAGAAUUCAUCGACGACAUGAUCGAGCGUUUCAAGAACGGCAAGAAGAUUCACCGAAAAUACGUCUACCAGAUUCUUCUUGCCGUUAAGAAGAUCGUCUACGAUGAACCUACAAUGGUUGAGGUGGAGAUUCCUAGCGAUGUCAAGCUUACUGUCUGUGGUGACACUCACGGUCAAUACUUCGAUCUUAUGGAGUUGUUCCGCCGCAACGGCACUCCUGACGAGAAGCAUUGGUAUCUGUUUAACGGUGACUUUGUGGAUCGAGGUUCCUGGUCAACUGAGAUCGCCCUGCUUUUGUAUGCUUACAAGUGGCUACGACCUAAGCAGUUCUUCCUGAACCGUGGAAACCACGAGACAGACGACAUGAACCGGGUCUAUGGUUUCGAGGGCGAAUGCAAGGCCAAGUACAACGAGCGAGUCUUCAAGUUAUUCUCCGAGAGUUUCUCUGCUUUGGCUCUGGCUACACUCAUUGGCAAGAAGUACCUUGUUCUUCAUGGAGGUCUCUUCUCAGAUGACAGUGUCACUCUUGACGAUAUCCGAAAAUUGAACCGACACGGCCAGCGACAACCCGGACAGGCUGGCUUGAUGAUGGAGAUGCUUUGGACCGAUCCCCAGGAGGAGAAUGGCCGGGGUCCUAGUAAGCGUGGUGUCGGCAUGCAGUUCGGUCCCGACAUUACCAAGAAGUUCUGUGAGAAGAACGGUCUUGAGGCUGUUAUUCGAAGUCACGAGGUUCGCAUGGAUGGUUAUGAGGUGCAGCACGAUGGUCGCUGUAUUACCGUCUUUUCUGCCCCUCGAUACUGUGACUCGACAGAAAACAGGGGCGCUUACAUUAACAUCGGCCCCGAUUACAAGCUUCAGUACGAGCAAUUCGAUGCCGUGCCCCAUCCCGACAUUAAGCCUAUGGCAUAUGCGCAAAGCUCUCUCAUGUCCUCUCUCAUGUAG
Fusarium coffeatum is the source of this 1422-nucleotide messenger RNA. RefSeq lists its product as uncharacterized. Gene Ontology annotation, cellular component: nucleus; cytosol. NCBI's taxonomy places the organism in Eukaryota, Fungi, Ascomycota, Sordariomycetes, Hypocreales, Nectriaceae. The record is from RefSeq and is a predicted model, not a curated record. Bases 1 to 1422 code for a protein of 473 amino acids. Gene Ontology annotation, molecular function: protein serine/threonine phosphatase activity; protein binding. The transcript has 6 exons.